AUGGCGCCGUCGGAGAGGAUGCUGGAGUCGGCGGCGUACACGCGGAUGAAGGCGGAGAACCCGUCCGAGUUCGUGCCGCGGAGCGUCUUCUUCGCGCGCGACGGCGGCAGCGGCAUCGACCGCCGCAACAGCCUCUGGGUCAAGGCGGCGCUCGUCUACGAGUCCGUCACCGGCAGCCACGUCGACGACGGCGCCAAGCCCCUCGCCACCAGCCUCCUCCUCAGCCUCGCCCGCGAAUGCCGCUUCCGCAUCCACCCCGACGACGAACGGCCACCGGCGCCGCAGACCAAAGCCGCGGUGGUGACGGACGUCCUCAACAAAGUGUCGGGCGCCGUGGCCACGCCUAUCGCCGGCGCGGGCGGCGGAGAAGACGGAUCAGAGGAGAAGCAGAGCAAGACGGCGGAGCUGCACGACGAAGAGAAAGAGUCGGACGACAAGCAGGUGAUCGACGCCGUCUUCCUCGUCGUCGGCUUCCUCGCGAGGCUGGUCAAGGCCGCCGCGGGCGUCAGCCGCGACGCCGUCGACGAGGGGUUCAAGUCCACGCACAUGCAGGACAUCGUCACGGACAUGAUCAAGCUGGAGAACCAGCUCCCCCUCAAGCUCAUCCUCGACGUCGUCGAGCACGUCCAGGACACGGCACGCCACGUCGCCGCCGAAGCCAGGUUCGAGGGGCUCCGCGAAUUCCUCGAGGCGUACAAGCUCGGCUUCAGCCCAGCCACCUUCUUCGACGACGUCGUCAGGCCCUUCUGCUGGUACUACUCGCCCUUCUUCAACAAGCAGCUGCCGGCCGUGGACCGCGGCCUGUUCGACGGCAACCACGAGAUCGCGCUCCUGGACUUCCUCCACGCCAGCGUGGUGCCGACGCCGCCGGACGCGGAGAAGGGGGCGGCCGCCGGCGGCAGGACGUCCCGUAUGCCGACGGCCAGGGAGCUGAGCCGCUCCGGCGUGCGGAUCGCGCCGGGGGAGGACGGCCGCGCGACGGUGGAGUUCGACGAGGCGUCCGCCAGGCUGCAGCUGCCGGCGCUGGUGUACGACUUCAAGCUGGCCACGGUGGCCAGGAACCUGCUGGCGCGGGAGUACGAGGAGCAGAACAAGCCCGUGACGCGCUACUUCCAGAUGAUGAACGAGCUCGUCGACGAGGCGGCCGACGCCAAGAUCCUCCGCCGCGCCGGCGCCGUGCGCGGCGGUGGGGCGUCCGGCGCCGAGGUGCACGAGCUGGUCAAGCGGAUCGACGGCUACGCGACGUACCCGUCCGUGUACAUGGCCAUGGACGUGCAGAUCGCGAAGGUGAGGCGGUUCCACGACACGAGGAUGCAGAACUUCCUCGUCCGCUACCGCCCCGGCGUCAUCUGGGCGUCGUCGGUGGCCGCCGUCUCCUUGGUCGCCAUUGUUGCCGCCAGAAGAAGGGGGUGA
Triticum turgidum subsp. durum (durum wheat) is the source of this 1413-nucleotide messenger RNA. NCBI's taxonomy places the organism in Eukaryota, Viridiplantae, Streptophyta, Magnoliopsida, Poales, Poaceae. The record is from the annotation of a GenBank genome assembly.